Messenger RNA from Gadus chalcogrammus (walleye pollock), 1011 nucleotides. Its product is annotated as P2Y purinoceptor 6-like. Gene Ontology annotation, cellular component: plasma membrane. Gene Ontology annotation, molecular function: G protein-coupled receptor activity. Gene Ontology annotation, biological process: G protein-coupled receptor signaling pathway. The transcript has a single exon. Bases 1 to 1011 code for a protein of 336 amino acids. The record is from RefSeq and is a predicted model, not a curated record. NCBI's taxonomy places the organism in Eukaryota, Metazoa, Chordata, Actinopteri, Gadiformes, Gadidae.
AUGGACGAUUUCCACCUGUGCCCGAUGUCGGACUACUACAAACGGUUCCUUCUGCCGGUGAGCUACAGUGUGACCUUCGUGGCGGGCCUGGGCCUCAACGUGGUGCUGCUGUGGGACGUGUGCUCCCGGCAACCCCAGCAGCACCGCAACGGCAGCGGGACGGUGGUCUACGUGGCCAACCUGGCCGUGGCGGAUCUACUCUAUGUGCUGACCCUGCCGAUACUCAUCGUCAGCUACGCCAUGGGAAACGUGUGGUACUUUGGGGACAUCGUGUGCAAAAUCGUGCGCUUCCUCUUCAUCGUGAACCUGCACUGCAGCAUGACGCUCCUGGCCUGCGUCAGCGUGUACCGGUUCCUCGGGGUGCGCUUCCCCGUCUCCGCGCUGCGCCUCAGGACCAAACGCGCGGCCGUGUGGACCUCGGGCUCCGUGUGGGUGGUGGUGACGGCCGAGGUGCUGCCAACCUUGGCUUACAGCCACACGGGGCUGAUAGACAACCAGACGGUGUGCUUUGAAAUGACCGAUCCGAGGCAAUUCAACCUCUACUUCCCCUAUGGGAUCUUCCUGUGCGUGGUUGGGUUCUUCCUGCCGUUCCUGUUGACCGUGUGCUGCUACUGCUCCAUGAUCAGGACGCUCUGUCGCCCGAGCAGGGCCAGCUCUCCGCUCGGAGCUGCGAACACGCGCAACAAGUCGUUACGCACUCUCGUGGUGGUGUGCGUCUUCUUCGUGUUCUGCUUCGUACCCUACCAUUUGGUGCGGACGGUGUACCUGUUUGUGAGGGUGUACAUGGUCGACGACUGUCACGAGCUCAACGUGGUCGUGAUCGCCUUGAAGAUUUGGCAGCCGCUCAUCAGCCUGAACUGCUGCGCCAAUCCUCUCCUCUUCUUCCUGGGCUCGGGCAGGUACCGCAAGAAACUCCGCACGUGGCUGUGUCCGAGGAACACGAGGGUGCUUCCGGCCGCCGUGUGUGUAGUGGUCGUAGACGCCGGGCCCAAACUGUCAUGCCCGGCCUGA